UCGACUUAAAAAUAAUAUUAAUUUAUAGAAUCGCCUGUUUUAAUGCCCAUUGCUGUUUUGUGUUGAUAGUCUCGCUUCGUUAUCACUUUCUGCAUUUAUUAUUCCGCAGACAGUCUUCAGUGAUUAUCACCCGAACACGGUCAGGUUUUGUUAUUGUUAACGUUAUUUCUCGUGCCCUAUACCUACCUACAUAUAUGUAUAUCGCAUUCAGUAUGACGAUAUAGACAAAGCGAACUCGCCCCCAAUGAGCUUAUAGCCAUUUUGUAGUGGGUCCGUAUAAGUUGCACUCAGUCGGCAUUCAACUGGUGUUGUAUGCUCAGCAUACAGCUGAUACGACAUUUCUCUGACACCAUCUAGUGUAUAGGAUUACAUAAAAUCCAAGAAGGCAUCAUUGUCAAUCGGUACGUAUUUGUUUCCCCAAGGUUGUGAGUCAGUAGUGAAAGUCAUUUUUUUAAACAUAUUUGGCAUGCUCUCCAUCGCCGGAUGAUGCGUUAAAAGGAAUAGUGAAAAUUUAAUCACGAGCCAGUACAGUGCGGUGAUCCGAAGCCAUAGCAACAAAUCUGCAACAGCUGCUUCUGCUGCUGCUGCCGCCGACUCCAGUGGUGUGAAGACAAACAAGGCAAAGUGCACACAAAAUGCACCCUCCUUGCAGCAGAACUAGUGGCCCAUAUGGCGUGCUGAUGCUGGUGCUAAUUGUAGCAUCAAUGAGCGUGUCCAACGUUCGAUCUCAGCAGGAGGCCAACGAAGGCGAGGGACAACUGCUGUUUGCACAUGUGAUCUAUCGCCAUGGCGAUCGGACUCCGAUCGAAGCGUACCCGACUGACCCAUGGAAGGACCCUAGCCACUGGAGCACCGGAUGGGGACAACUCACCAAUGCUGGCAAAAUGCGGCAUCUUAUGUUGGGGAACUGGUUACGCGAACGGUACAGUACCCUCCUCAGCAAGACUUACACCAACAACGAAAUCUAUGUCCGUUCCACCGACGUGGACCGGACGCUGAUGAGCGCUGAAUCGAACCUCGCUGGGCUCUUCCCACCAACAGGAAAAGACCAAUGGGAUCCCGCAAUCCAAUGGCAACCGAUCCCAGUUCACACCGUUCCAGAAACUUUAGACGAAAUACUGGCGGCGAAAAAAUCCUGUCCCGCAUUUGAUUACGCUCUCAAAAAGUAUAAACAAUCGGAUGAGUUCCAGACAUACAACAAAUCACUAGAACCGGUUUACGAAUAUGUAACUGCCCACUCAGGACGUAGAAUAGAUUCACUAACAUCGGCGCAAAACCUCUACAGUUGCCUGCACAUUGAAGACUUGAACAACUUUACACUGCCAGAGUGGACUAAGCAGGUUUACCCCGAACCAUUGCGAUCAAUAUCCUCCAAAUCUUUUACCACCAAAACUAACACUCCUAUGCUUGCACGCCUCAAAACUGGACCACUCAUCAAAGAAAUGCUCCAACGGUUUCGUAACAAGGUGGACAACACGCUGAAACCCAAUCGAACAUUGUGGGUGUAUAGUGCUCACGAUACAACCGUAGCAAAUGUUCUCAACACGCUUCGACUGUUCGACUUACACAAUCCACCGUUUGCGGCAUGCAUCCUGCUAGAACUGCGUAGAAGCGUUUCAGGAGGAGAGCCUUACGUUUCAGUAUACUACAAAAACACCACCAAAGAGCCGGAACCUAUGUCCAUUCCGAACUGCGGCACGCGUUGUCCUCUGAGCCAGAUGUUCAAAGUCUAUAGUGAAAUCUUGCCCGACAACUGGAAGCGCGAGUGUGAGGUUUCGAUUCUUUCGCUCACCUACGUAGAAGCGGAUAUGAGUUCGCCGACCAGUGCCAUCGGUAUUGUGUUCCUAGCAAUGGUCGGAGUGUUGGUGAUCGCUCUGGCCAUGGGUGCCUACAUCAGGCGCCGUCGUGGCUAUUACAAAGACAAGUGGUAUCUGCGUAUCGACGGAUAAUGGCACGGGAGCCGGGCUGCGGCAACGGCAACAGCGGCAUUUGGUUUGGACGAUGCGGAAGACUACGAAGAAGUGGAUGUCUGACGAAAAGGGGUACGCUUUCUGUUGACGGAGCAAGUGCGAUAGAAGUUGCAUUUCUCCUCACAGCAUCAACUUAAGGGAUAUCCUUUGGCAUGUUCUUUCCUGUGAAUAAGAGUAUUUUAGUGUGUAUGAUAUUUUAACUACUAGUGAUGUUUAUGUGGGGUGAUCUGUUAAGAGGGGGUCCUUGUUUGUUACAUUGUGCGGAAGACUACUGCUGUGAGUAUAGAAUUUCUGAUAUUGAAGUAAA
This is a messenger RNA of Aedes aegypti (yellow fever mosquito), 2277 nucleotides long. RefSeq names its product prostatic acid phosphatase. NCBI's taxonomy places the organism in Eukaryota, Metazoa, Arthropoda, Insecta, Diptera, Culicidae. Bases 636 to 1949 code for a protein of 437 amino acids. The record is from RefSeq and is a predicted model, not a curated record. Gene Ontology annotation, biological process: dephosphorylation. The transcript is spliced from 4 exons. Gene Ontology annotation, molecular function: phosphatase activity.